Molecule: messenger RNA, 1346 nt
Organism: Lymnaea stagnalis (great pond snail)
Lineage: Eukaryota; Metazoa; Mollusca; Gastropoda; Lymnaeidae
Source: the annotation of a GenBank genome assembly
AUGUGGAACACCUCCGUCCUGGAAGAGCUCAACGACGCCAUGUUUCUCCGCCUCGCGCCGGCCAUCGCCGUCUUCAUCGGCCUGAUGGUCGUCGGCGUGGUGGGCAACAUCUUCGUCUGCUACAUCUUCAUGAAGAAACUACGCAAGACGACCCAGAAUUUUCUCCUUCUCUGCCUGGGGUUCUUCGACCUGGUCAGCACGGUCGUGGGGAUCCCGUCAGAGAUCUGGGACAUGAGGCACUAUUACCUGUACGACUCGUCGCCGUGGGCGUGUAAAUCUAUGAGGUGGGUGCUUUUAAAAUAUUAAUUUUAAAAAAAAAAUUGUGAAUUUGAUACAUUUCAUUUUCUGGAGGAAAUAGCUAAAAAAAAAAAAAUAGCUUAAGAAAUAUUUUAAUUUAAGGUAAAUUUGAUAUUGAUAAUGUUAUGAAAUAUUGUGUUUGAGACCGAUAGAUAGAUAGAUAGAGAGAUAAAGACAAAGAGAGUAAGAGAUAAAGAAAUAGAGAGAUGGAGGGAGGGAGGAAGAGACAGGAGUAGAGUUGGAGAGGGAGAAUGAGAUUGAGAGAAAAUGGCGUGAGAUAAAAGAUUAACGGUUACCUACUAGUAGGUAGUAUACGUAUUUAGCAGUCAUAUACUUAUGACUUUAUGUUAGUUAGGACAUGUGUUUAUCAUUCAUAUACUUAUAAAAUUAUGUUAGCUUAUGGAAUUAAAUAAUACUUUUAAAAAAAAAAUUAUUCAAAAUGGAAAGCCUUAAAGAAAGUUUACUUACAAUUACAGUACUAAUCUAAUAGGCUUGGUGACUAGAAAUCAAAGAACAAAAAAACCAAAGAAACUAAUGCAAUGGGACUUUUGAUGGCUAAUCCACUAGUCCUGGUUAUCAAUUGAAAAGUGCACCAUUAUAAAUUUAAUCAACUAAGUAAUAUUGUACCUAUUAUUUAAAGGUAUUGUUUUCCAUUUCCCAGAUUCCUGACCACUCUUCCGUCAUUUGCGUCCAUCAUGGUUCUCAUGGUCAUUGCUGUUGACCGCUAUCGUAAAGUCUGCAAGCCCCUUCACGGCCAGAUCCACAUCACCUACGCCAAAAUCGCCAUCAUCGCCAUCGUCAUAGUUUCGGUCAUCUUCUCCGUGCCCGCCCUUUACAUCUACGGGCACAGAACCUUUCAGACGCCAUUAGCGGGCGUCUACGGCCAUGACUGCUCAGUGGAUGACUACUUCCGGGACAAGUCGUACCCUCUGAUCUACGAAGCCAUCCUGGCCUCACUUUUUGUACUUUUCACCGCCGCGCUGGUCUCGCUCUACAUCCGGAUAUGGAUGGAGACGCGACGACACCGGAAGUACAUGAAAACACACGCC